Messenger RNA from Pangasianodon hypophthalmus (striped catfish), 1377 nucleotides. RefSeq lists its product as uncharacterized. The record is from RefSeq and is a predicted model, not a curated record. Bases 1 to 1377 code for a protein of 458 amino acids. Gene Ontology annotation, cellular component: membrane. Lineage: Eukaryota; Metazoa; Chordata; Actinopteri; Siluriformes; Pangasiidae. The transcript has 2 exons.
AUGGGGGAACUCUGGAAGGCCCUCCAAGGUAUGGAGCUGGGAAAAGCACCAGGGAUGGAUGGCCUGCCAGUCGACGUCUAUAAGUCAUUUUGGUCAGAGCUUGGAGAAGACUUGCUGGAGGUACUGAAUGACAGUUUAGCCGGAGGGCUAUUGCCGUUGAGCUGCCGCAGAGCAGUCUUGACUCUCCUACCCAAGAAGGGUGACCUGACGGACAUCAAGUGCUGGCGGCCGGUCUCCCUCCUGUGCAGUGACUACAAGCUGCUCUCUAAGGUUUUAGCUAAUCGGUUGGCAGAGGUUAUGGACAAGGUCAUACAUCCUGACCAGACAUACUGUGUCCCUGGUAUAAUGAACGGCUCUGAUAAUCAGCGUCUCCUGGACAUGGUGAAGGCGUGUGUGCACUCUGGGAUGUUCGUGGCUAUAGGCGUGUUCACGUACGUGAUUGCGGUGACGGUACACGGCUCGCCGCAUCUUCGCCGUAACGCUCACUACCUCCUGCUGCUGCAGCACUGCGUCUGCCUCACGGGCUUCAACGCAGCGGGCGGCGUGUUACACGGCCUGCGCGCCCUGCGCCUCCCCGUCCCCCGCCUCGCCUGCUGGAUCCUGUUCGACCUGCAGGUGGUGAUGGCGCGCGGCCUCACCUUCACCCUCACCCUCAUGUGCAUGUGCACGUGCCUCUCCGUGUGCUGCCCGCUGCGCUACGAGGCGCUGGUGCGCUCCCUGUACCGCUGGGUGAUCGUACUGACCUGGAUACUGGCUCUGAUAAAUCCCGUGGUGUUCACGGCGUUGGCGUGGGCGCAGCAGCCGUGGCGCUACAUGAUCGCCCCGGACACGGCGUGCUCCACAGCUCUGGAGGGUAAAGCCUGCAUCAUCAGCUCGCUCCUGCUCCUCUUCCUCAUGGUGCUGCUUAUUUUCAGCAGUUACAUCCUCAUCUGUCUGGAGGGUCACCACGCCGGUCAUUUCUCUCAGUCCAACAGUAAAGGACGACGCACCAUCCUCAUCCACGUGCUGCAGAUCAGCCUGCACAUCUUACCCACCUUCAUCAUCAUCUCCCGCGUGCACCAGGUGCUCGUCAUCGCGAUCAUCACCUUCCUGAUCUUCAGCAUCUCGCAGUUUCUCAGUCCGGUCAUUUACGGCCUGCGGUGCAACGAACUCAACAAGGAAAUCCCGCAAUUCUUCCCACGCUACUUUAACAAACGCACGACCCUGGAGCCCGGCGCGAGCGUGGAACGGCGUGGAAGCACCGGGACAAUCACCAGCACCUCAGGAGCAGUGAGCAGCACCGGAACCGGGAACGGUACCGGAACCGUUACUGUCCACGUGUCCGACAGCGAUUGGGACGACAAGAACAAACACGAUCAUGAGGAAAAAACAAUGUGA